AUGAAUUCUAAGGGCAAAAGGGCUUUGGUUCCAAUUCAAAAAUAAAGCAAGCCAUCUUUUGAUUAUGAGUCAGCUCUGAAGGAACAUCGAGAGGUAGAGGAAAGAAUAAAAAUGGAAACUGACACUCAAGAUCCAAGGUAAUAGGAGUGA
This is a messenger RNA of Paramecium tetraurelia, 150 nucleotides long. RefSeq lists its product as uncharacterized. Lineage: Eukaryota; Ciliophora; Oligohymenophorea; Peniculida; Parameciidae. The transcript has 2 exons. The record is from RefSeq and is a predicted model, not a curated record.